Molecule: messenger RNA, 2169 nt
Organism: Limanda limanda (common dab)
Lineage: Eukaryota; Metazoa; Chordata; Actinopteri; Pleuronectiformes; Pleuronectidae
Gene: dla
Product: deltaA
Exons: 11
Coding region: 4-2169 (721 amino acids)
Biological process (GO): multicellular organism development; Notch signaling pathway; cell communication
Cellular component (GO): membrane
Molecular function (GO): calcium ion binding; Notch binding
Source: RefSeq, a predicted model, not a curated record
AUUAUGUAUUUAUUUAAUAUGGGGCGCGUCAUCCUGCUGACUCUCGCCGUCAUGUCCACGUUGCUGUGCCAGGGGUUCUGUUCGGGAGUGUUCGAGCUGAAGUUGCAGGAGUUCCUCAACAAGAAGGGGGUGCAGGGCAACAGGAACUGCUGCCCGGGGGGUCUGACCUCCGCCUUCCAGCAGCAGUGCGAAUGUAAAACCUUCUUCAGGAUCUGUCUCAAGCACUUUCAGCCCAACGCCUCCCCGGAGCCUCCGUGCACGUACGGCGGCGCCGUGACGCCCGUGCUCGGAUCCAACUCCUUCCAGGUGCCGGACGUCAUCCCGGAGAGUUCCUUCAGCAACCCGGUCCGGAUCAACUUCGGCUUCACUUGGCCGGGGACCUUCUCGCUGAUCAUCGAGGCCUUGCACACGGACUCCAGAGACGACCUCUCCACAGAGAACCCAGACCGCAUCAUCAGCACCAUGACCAUCCAGAGGCAUCUCACCGUGGGGGAGGACUGGUCCCAGAACCUGCAGCCCGGCGGCAAGACGGAGCUCAAGUACUCGUACCGGUUCGUGUGCGACGAGCACUACCACGGGGACGGCUGCUCGGUGUUCUGCCGGCCGAGGGACGACGCGUUCGGCCACUUCACCUGCGGAGAGAGAGGGGAGAUCACCUGCGACUCGGGCUGGAAGGGACAGUACUGCACAGAACCGAUUUGUCUUCCGGGCUGUGACGAGGAACACGGCUUCUGUGAGAAACCUGGAGAGUGCAAGUGCCGAGUGGGAUUCAAAGGCCGCUACUGCGACGAGUGCAUCCGCUACCCGGGCUGCCUCCACGGGACCUGCCAGCAGCCCUGGCAGUGCAACUGUCAGGAAGGCUGGGGGGGGCUCUUCUGCAACCAAGAUCUCAACUACUGCACCCACCACAAGCCCUGCGUGAAUGGAGCCACUUGUAGCAACACCGGCCAGGGCAGCUACACCUGUUCCUGCAAGCCUGGAUUCACUGGGGCCAGCUGUGAGGUCCGGGUCAACGAAUGUGCUGGAAACCCCUGUCGCAACGGAGGGAGCUGCACUGAUUUGGAGAACACAUAUACCUGCACUUGCCCUCACGGUUUCUAUGGCAACAACUGCGAGCUGAGCGCCAUGACGUGUGCGGACGGGCCCUGUUCCAACGGAGGCCGCUGUGCCGACAACCCCGACGGAGGCUACUUCUGCCAGUGCCCCACAGGAUACGCAGGGUUCAACUGCGAGAAGAAGAUCGACCACUGCACGUCCGCCCCCUGCUCCAAUGGUGCACGCUGCGUGGAUCUCGUCAACUCCUACCUGUGUCAGUGUCCGGAUGGUUUCAGUGGCAUGAACUGUGACCAGACCGGGGACGAGUGUCUGAUGUACCCUUGCCAGAAUGGUGGGACGUGCCAGGAGGGUCCCACCGGCUACACCUGCACCUGCCCACCAGGAUACACUGGUCGCAACUGCAGCUCACCCAUCAGCCGCUGUGAACACAACCCUUGCCACAAUGGCGCCACCUGCCAUGAAAGAAACAACCGCUACGUCUGCGCUUGUGUUCCUGGCUACGGAGGCCGGAACUGCCAGUUCCUGCUUCCAGAGCACGCCGCCAUUCGAGGGUCAGAAGUUCCCUGGAUGGCGGUUUGGACCGGGGUGUCCCUGGUACUGCUCCUUCUGGCAGGCUGUGCCGUACUUGUUGGAUUUUUCCGAUCGAAAGCCCAGCGCGGAGGUCAAAUCGAAACGGUUGGUGAGGGAGAGACAAUAAACAACCUUACCAACAACUGUCACCGCAGUGACAGGGACCUGGCAGUCAGCAUUAUGCCGACGCCAGGCGUCAAAAAUAUCAAUAAGAAGAUGGACUUCUGCAGCAGUGACCCAGAUGAAGGGUCUUCACCGGACAGAAGCAGCUACAAGAGCCGCCAUCCGCCUGCCGACUACAACCUCGUACACGAGGUCAAUUAUGAGCAGGCGGCUAAAGAGGCCAUGCUGGACGCAGCCUGCGAGGACAAGUGCCAGUCCCUGGACUCGAUCGAGUUCGAGGAGAAGCGCAGCAAACGUUUAAAAUGCGAUGCAUCAGAAAAGAAAGCCCCAGAAAUGUCUGCAUGUGCGGACACCAAGUACAAAUCUGUGUUUGUGAUGUCGGAAGAGAAGGACGAAUGUAUAAUUGCAACUGAGGUGUAA